AAAUACCAUACGCUCUUAAUUCAUUAUAGAAAUAUUCAUUAUUAUGGUAUUCCCGAAAACUCAGCGGAAGAGCGAGAAUCAGCAAUUGAUAAGCCCCACACGCUGCUAAAUAUUUUAAAAGAAUUUGGGAAUUCGUAUUUAGUAUUUUCGGAUCGCUUCUAAGAGAAUGAAGUCUUUUCUGCUAGCUCUGCUCGCUUUUGUGCUCUUCCAAGAGGGAAUGACACGUUACCUGGAUACUGGCUGUGACAUUCCCUCUUUUACUGAUAGGAUAGUUUUUGGGAAAAAAGUUAAACCGGGAACCACCCCAUGGAUGGCACAAAUAAGGAGAAAUAAUGAAUUUCUUUGCGGUGGCUCUCUAAUUCAUCCAAGCUUCGUAUUGACAGCCGCGCAUUGUGUUCAACCAAAUGUUACUGUAAUCGUGAGAUUAGGCGCCUAUCGCAGAGCCUGCCCGCUUAGUCGUUGCCCAGAAAUUGAGGAAUAUACUGCUAUAAAGACCAUAGUACCUAAUACCAUCCCAAAUGAGUCUAUGGCUGAUAUAGCUCUUCUGAAACUGAACAGACAAGUGCUCUACAACGAUCACAUCCGACCAAUCUGCAUUUACAUGGGUAAUGAUAUAGACACAUCGUCAAUUAAUAAAUUCCAAGCUUACGGCUGGGGAAAGACGGAAAAGAACUUGAAGAGUUCAAACCUGAAGUACAUUUCUCUGACCCGCCGCGAUUCGAUACAUUGCGCAUUUAAGAACACCGAAAGAGAUAUCUGCGCUGGCGCCAAUAGAGGCGACACCUGCAAUGGUGACUCAGGUGGUCCUUUGGUUGCCAAUAUCACAAUUGGGGGUCAUCAGGUACCCAUACAGUUGGGAAUUGUCAGUUCUGGUGAAAGUUCUUGCAAUUUAUCAGGCGUUUACACGAAUGUCGAUGCCCACAAGCAAUGGAUUUACGAUACCGUAAUGGCUGACGCUAAUGCUUAUGUUCAGCCGCGUUUGUUGGAUGACAAGUGUAGUAACACUCGGCUAAAAUCUGGAAACAUACGUCAGCCCUGGAAAGUUGUUGUACUUCCCAGAUAUUCGUAUGGUGCACUAAUCACAAAUCGAUAUGUCGUCUCUGUUGCAAGGAAUUUGCCCUCAGAUGUUGCAAAAAUUAAAGUAAGUAUACCCCUCACUGCGACUGUUAACGUCGAGUCAGUAUUUAAGCAUCCACAUUCGAGUGGCGGUAGUUUUCCUAGGAAUAAUAUAGCUUUGCUCAGGCUUUCCACAGAAGUACAAUAUUCUGAUUCUCUGGCCCCGAUCUGCCUUCGCUCAAGUCAUCCAAAUUCCAGGUUGCUACCAAGAUCGUUGACUUUCAUUUAUUGGAAUGAAAUUAUGGUCCUAAGUCAACGAAGUAUACCCGUUAUUGAACGCAAUUCUUGCUCUGACAAGAUCGGAGUGACAUUAAACGAGAAUGACAUUUGUGUCGAAAAACUCUCCUUUGAUUCGUUUUCAAGAAAUGAAAUAUUUGGUACGAAUGAAGCCGUCAAUUCGGAAGAUAAAUUCUUCCUUCGUGGCAUUGUGAGCUUUCGAAGGAACGGUAUGGCCAUUAUUACAAAUAUUCAAAACUACGCUGAUUGGAUAGCCAAAACCAUUAAUUUUCAAAAACAUAAGAAUACUACCUUGGAAUUUAGAAACUGGAAAGAAAGUAAUACCACACCUACAGGUGUCGCUGUAUGAAUUGAUUACAAAAAGUUUAACAGCGCCUUCUAACCAUAACCAUAAACCAAAUCAUAUUUCUCAACGGCUUAUUGCCUUAAUAUCUUUAAUGCUUCUUAAAACGAUCUGAUUU
This is a messenger RNA of Drosophila eugracilis, 1814 nucleotides long. RefSeq names its product acrosin-like. Gene Ontology annotation, molecular function: serine-type endopeptidase activity. The transcript has 7 exons. The coding region runs from base 167 to 1702 and encodes 511 amino acids. Gene Ontology annotation, biological process: proteolysis. The record is from RefSeq and is a predicted model, not a curated record. Lineage: Eukaryota; Metazoa; Arthropoda; Insecta; Diptera; Drosophilidae.